CUUUCGUAUGUCUUUUUUUUGACUUUUUGACCUAUUGCAUUGUCUUUUCAUUCCCAAUAGUCUUUUACUUUUCUUGUUGGCUUGAGCAAGAGCUGUCGCGUGGCUUUCUUUCGCAAACCCGCACGAACAACCGGCAUCCAUCGGCCGACCACCGUGCGCUAGGUUCGUCCGAUCCCCCGUUUUUGUCUUCCAACCACGGAAGCCACCGCGACCGCCUCCAAGAGCGAUCACGUAGUGCUGUCAAAAAGCAUCUGUAGAAAAGAAAAAGAUAAAAAAGAAAAAUAAAAAACCUCGACGGACGACUUUUGGUUGGCAGGGAAAAAGAGCUGUUGUUAAAGACAUAAGGGUCGUUGAUCUCCGCUGUAUCCCCCUCUCGUUUAAAUCCUCGCCUUGCUCUCGGACGCGUCUCGCGGUUCGCCUCCUCCUCGUCGUCCAUUAAAGACACGCUCGACUCACUCCAGACGCAUACCGAGUUGGCUUUUUUUUUCCUUUUUUUUCUGGGAUUGUGGCGGUCUUUGCAGUCUUUUAGAUCCGAGUUUGGCAUUUUCAUUCAAUGUCGUCUUUACUUUUUACGCCGGGAGAUCUGCUGAUGAACCAGCAAUUCCUCUCGUUCCCCGUCAACACAUUUCCUAGUGCCCAGGCUCCCGACAUGCAGCAGUUCUUUGAUAGUCAUCGAAUGACCCCCAUAUACGAGUCGACCACGGGCGCGACAAAUCCUGAACAGCCUGCUGCGCAGGCUUUGUCCCAGUCAGAUCACGAGGAACAGCCAGUUGAUGACCUAGACGACCACGAUAUGGAAUCCGAUGUUGAAGAGGUUGAUGAGCCAAAUCCUAAAGCUUUAGAAAUGUCGUCCACAUCAACAGAGAUGACUACCACAGGUAAAACACCGCAGAAGCCACGUCGUCGGCCACGCGCGACUCCCGAACAGCUUGCCAUCUUGGAGGAAACUUACAAAGUAAAUACCUCGCCUCGAGGACGACUGCGCGCCGAAUUGGCCAAGCGGUUGGGCAUGACGGAGCGCUCUGUUCAAGUAUGGUUCCAAAAUCGGAGAGCCAAAGUCAAGUUGAACGAAAAGAGAGCGCGAUUGAGGCAGUUGCGUGGUAUGGCUUGUCUACAAGCUGCUGCCUCUGCCGUUAUGAGACCCGGAACUGAUGGAAAGAGGCCAAUUGUGGCCAACCCACUCUCCGCGACUGCAGCUGCUGCGCUCAUGCCUGGGUCAAACGCUAUCCGCUCAAUGUUACCGAGCGCCUUGAAUGCACUGUUGCAACAGCCUCAGAUUCAACAACAGCAACAACUCUCGCAACAGCAACAUGCUCAACAACAACAACAACAGCAGCAGCCGCCGCAACAACUCUCGCAACAGGAAUUGCAACCACAGCAGUCAAACCAGCAAGCCGUGUGGCCGCAAAUGGAUCCCACACUCGCUUCUCGCGGGAUUCCCUCAGUUGGGCCAGUUGCCAUAUCUCAACCACAACAGUCAGUCACUCUUGGAUCCACUGUCGUCGCCUCAAAUUCUCAACCCAUAGCAUCACCAACAAGCACACCCAGCAUCCCGUCCCCGCUCCAAAACUCUCCAGUAGCAUCUCCUCUCCCGAGCCCAUUCAACACCAAAUCUACCAUUCCCAUCCUCCUCCCAACGAUUCCCCUCUCUGUCGACGCAGUCACGAUCGGAACAUGGCACCGCAUGUCCUAUUCGACAGAGAUGACCGUCUUUACGGAAUUCCACUUUGGGACCCAGUGUAUCCGAACUACCAUUACGGAUUUACCCGCUACUCAUGUGAGGAUUUCCAUUCCCUUUGCGACUCUUAUGGGGAUCUCUCUCACACCUGCGGAUGAAUCCGUCUACGAUGCGGAUGUGGUUGUGGAAUUGGUUCAACCACCGCUUUUUGAAAUGUUUAUGGGAGGUGUUUGGGCACCUUGCCAUGAUUUUACCGAACAUCGUGCUGCAUCAACGACACUUACGCAUGUGUUCCGCGGACUUGCCUCAGAGCUUCAUGCGGAACUCGUGUCCGCUGCACAGCAAUCACAUCUUGUUCGACAUGCCAUCUUGCGCUCUGCUGGUCGGAUGCGCAGGAGAAGGAGUUCGGCAACUUCCGUCUCGAGCGUUUUGAGUAUGGCGGAAUCGGUUGCAAUGGCACCGGUUCCCUCUCGGAGUAGCUUUGAUGCUAGCUGGGUUGGAGACUAUCAAGAUGGGCUUGAUGGUCAAGCCAAAUCGAUUUUGGCAUGAGAAGAUCUGUAGUUGAAUGUAUCUAGUCUGUUUUUGAUAUCCAUUUUGCCCCCCCAACAUUCUUUGUAGUUAUCUUUUUUGUUUUUCGCUUGGUUUUUAUACCCCUUCUGUGAAGGCGAGUAGGAUGGCUGGGGGCCGUUUUGUAUAGUAGAAAGGAAGUCAGAAUGCAUUGUUUAGAUUAUAGUUGGAACUUUAUUGGGACCGAAUAGUCUCUCCUUUGUGUACAAGUUUUUUGAUAUGAAACACAUCAUUCCCGUAUGA
This is a messenger RNA of Spizellomyces punctatus DAOM BR117, 2488 nucleotides long. RefSeq lists its product as uncharacterized. The transcript has a single exon. The record is from RefSeq and is a predicted model, not a curated record. Gene Ontology annotation, molecular function: RNA polymerase II transcription regulatory region sequence-specific DNA binding; DNA-binding transcription factor activity, RNA polymerase II-specific. Bases 554 to 2227 code for a protein of 557 amino acids. Gene Ontology annotation, cellular component: nucleus. Lineage: Eukaryota; Fungi; Chytridiomycota; Chytridiomycetes; Spizellomycetales; Spizellomycetaceae. Gene Ontology annotation, biological process: embryo development; regulation of transcription by RNA polymerase II; anterior/posterior axis specification.